UGCAUGGUUGCUCCCAAAGGAGUGACACAAUCCUAGCCGAAUUUGACAUGUUUUAGUCUCCACUUUUUGAGUUUUUAUCAUAUUUCUUGGGGCAGUUUUUGCUGCCAAGAUGCACGACGCUUACGAAUCAGCACCCAUUCUUGAGAAGCUGCCUCUCCAGAUCGAAUCUAUCGCCUGUUGGGCUGAUAAAUUACUAGUCGGCACUAAGCAGGGGCAUCUGCUACUUUACAGUAUCAAGACAGAGUCAGGUUCAACAAGAUAUGAAGUCAGCUUGGAAAGGUCCAACAAGUCUUUCUCCAAGAAACCAAUAGUUCAGCUGCGUGUGGUUUCUGAGCUGAAGAUUUUGAUCAGUUUAUCGGACAAUGUAGUGAGUGUACACGACAUCACCACCUUCCAAUGUAUCACCACCAUCCAGAAGACCAGAGGAGCCACUCUAUUCUCUACAGAUCUACAGCAACACAAGUCCCUGAGUGGAGACUUGUCACAUACAUUGAGGAUGGCGGUCGCUGUGAAAAGGAAAAUACAGAACUACUACUGGAAGAACAGGGACUUUCACGAGCUUACACCUGACAUGGCAGUGCCUGAUGUAGCCAAGUCCAUGGCCUGGUGUAAGGACUCGGUCUGUGUGGGCUUCAAAAGGGACUACUUCCUCAUUAAGGUGGAUGGUAGUGGGACACUGAAGGAACUGUUUCCCACUGGAAAACAGCUGGAACCGCUGGUGACCAGGCUGUCAGAGGACCGGCUGGCGCUGGGCCGGGAUGACAUGACCAUCUUCAUCGACUCGGAGGGUCAGCCCACGCAGAAGUACGCCCUGACAUGGUCCGACAUCCCCGUCAUUUUAGAUCAUGAGCCACCCUACAUCAUUGCAGUACUUCCCAGACACAUAGAAGUACGAACUGUUGAGCCCAGACUCCUGGUGCAGACCAUGGAGUUACCCAGCAGGCCCAGGUUCAUCUGCAGUGGAAGUGGCCAUGUGUAUGUGGCCUCUCAGAACUAUGUGUGGAAGAUGGUUCCAGUCCCCAUCACAGCUCAGAUCAAACAACUCUUACAGGACAAGCAGUUUGAACUGGCUCUGCAUCUGGCAAACAUGACAGAUGAAGUGGAGGCUGACAAACAGCAGAACAUCCACCACAUCCAGAACCUGUAUGCCUUCGACCUCUUCUCACAGAGGAGGUUCGACGAGUCCCUCAAGAUCUUCUCCAAGCUGGAUACAGACCCAGCCCAGGUGAUCGGCCUGUACCCUGACCUCCUGCCCCAUGACUUCCGGGCACAGCUGGCCUACCCCUCCAGCCCCCCCGACCUGGCCGGGUCAGAACUGGAGAAGGGACUUCUCGCUCUCAUUGACUAUCUCACACAGAAGAGAAAUGACCUGAUGAAAUACAUGAGUCAGGAACUGGGCAACCCAACUGCCAUUGUGGAAGGCAGUCAGACAGAAGAAGAUAUCUUAUCAGGAAGCUCAACAAUCCGUUCCAAGAAGCAACUCAGUCAGAUUAUUGAUACCACAUUGAUGAAGUGUUAUCUUCAGACCAAUGAUGCCCUGGUAGCCCCCUUACUCAGACUGAAAGACAAUAACUGUCAUGUGGAAGAAAGUGAGAGAGUCCUCAAGAAACACCAGAAGUACAGCGAACUCAUCAUACUGUAUGAAAAGAAGGGACUCCACAGAAAAGCCUUGGACUUGUUACUGAGGCAGUCUGGGAAGCCCAACUCCCCACUGAAGGGACAUGACAGAACUGUGCAAUAUCUACAGAGACUAGGUCCCAACCACUUGGAAUUGAUAUUUGAUUUUGCCCUGUGGGUUUUGAAGGCCCACCCUGAAGAUGGGCUAAAGAUUUUCACAGAAGACAUGCCAGAGGUUGAGGCACUUCCCAGGGACAAGAUACUGAAGUAUCUUGAAGAAAAUGUCAAGGAUCUUGCCAUUCCAUACUUGGAACACAUCAUUUUAAACUGCGAGGAUCGAACACCAGAGUUCCACAACAAGCUGGUGAACCUGUACAGAGAAAAGGUGCAGGGACAGCUGAAGGAAUACAUCGAUUCACUACCAGAAGGCCAGCUGCCGUCCCCAGCCGGUAGAGAGCCGGGUGAGCUGGGAGAAAUCCGCUCCAAGCUGCUGUACUUUCUGGAGACGUCCCUGGACUACGUCCCCGAGAAACUUCUGACUUAUUUCCCGUUUGAUGGGUUUUUUGAGGAGCGGGCUCUCCUAUUGGGUAGACUGGGUCGACAUGAACAGGCCAUAGCCAUCUACACACACGUACUCACCGACAACUGGAUGGCACUGGAGUACUGUGCAAGGAAUUAUGACAGACACAAAGAGGGCAAUAAGGAUGUUUAUGUGUAUUUACUGAGGAUGUACCUGAGUCCACCCGACCCACACAACCUGGGGGUCAUGUCUGGAGCGGUCAACCCCCAGCCCAAUGUCCAGGCUGCACUGGACAUCCUGAUGGAGCAUUCCAGCAAGAUCGACACUGCAAAGGCGUUGGCCAUGCUGCCCUCGGGUACUCAGAUUAAAGACAUCUGCAGUUUUCUGGAGAACGUUCUUGAGGAGAAGGCCAUGCAGAAGAGAAACAUGCAGGUGCUGAAGAGUCUACUGUAUGCCGAACACUUACAGGUCCAAGAACAGCGGAUGUUCUACCAGAGCAGCAAGUGUAUCAUCACGGAGGAGAAGAUGUGCAGAGUCUGCAAGAAGAAAAUUGGAAACAGUGCUUUUGCCAGGUAUCCCAACGGGGUGAUCGUGCACUACUUCUGCUGUAAAGACAGAAACGUCUGCCCUGUAGACAGCUAGCGCCGACACUGGCAUGGAGGAAAAGUAUGACUUGACAUGUUCAAAUACAUUCAAGGAAUCAUUUAUGAACAGUGUACAAAGUAAGGUUGAAGUUUAUGAUAUCAUUCGCAAGCUUAGACUCAUUUUCAUGCAAUGUAUAUAAAAAUUUAAUGUUAACCGCUUAUAAGAACUUGUAUUCUUAGAAUGUUGGACCUUUAAUUGCAUUCUAAGGAUGAACAUGCUUACCAAUAUUUUAGAGAUUGCUGCAGACCAAACUAAGGCCGAAAAAAGUUAGUUGUGUGCAAAAUUUGUCAUAUUUGUCAUUAGUUGCCAGUAUACAUGUGAAAUGUGUAAGGCAAGACACGUCUACUUCUUUAAGUGCCAAGAUAUAUGUAACACUACCACUGUGACUAAAUUUAUGACAGCAUAUUCAGUUGUUUUUUUUUCACUUUUGGGUAUGGAAGUAUUGUUUUAGGUGGCUGAUCUGUAAGUCUGUGUAUCUGUUUGUCUGGACAAAGUACAUGUAGGUUAACAGCAU
This is a messenger RNA of Branchiostoma belcheri (Belcher's lancelet), 3296 nucleotides long. RefSeq names its product vam6/Vps39-like protein. Gene Ontology annotation, cellular component: membrane; cytoplasm. Gene Ontology annotation, biological process: endosomal vesicle fusion; vesicle-mediated transport; autophagy. The record is from RefSeq and is a predicted model, not a curated record. The transcript is spliced from 28 exons. NCBI's taxonomy places the organism in Eukaryota, Metazoa, Chordata, Leptocardii, Amphioxiformes, Branchiostomatidae. Bases 110 to 2779 code for a protein of 889 amino acids.